Molecule: messenger RNA, 4068 nt
Organism: Osmia lignaria (orchard mason bee)
Lineage: Eukaryota; Metazoa; Arthropoda; Insecta; Hymenoptera; Megachilidae
Biological process (GO): regulation of DNA-templated transcription
Cellular component (GO): nucleus
Molecular function (GO): cis-regulatory region sequence-specific DNA binding; DNA-binding transcription factor activity
Source: RefSeq, a predicted model, not a curated record
AAUGAAGAUUAAACGUGUACCGAUAAGCGAACGCCAGGUUAAAAACCAGAAAGACGCAAAACGCUGUUUCAUUUUUUAAGCAUUCCAAUUUGAUUUUCAUCAAAGAAUAUCGAGAAAAUUGUGAAAAUCUUAGUAACAUAAUAUAAAGUGAUUAUUAAUUCAUGAAGUGGCGCAUCGAAAUCUUUAUUUUCUCUAAAUUUAACGUCACAAAAGAUGACGCGAAAGUAAUAAUAUAUAAAAUAUGUUUGGUAGAUGAACAUUCUCAGUGUGCUCGAAUCCUAUUUUCACAGUACAAAUUCUGAUUUCUAUAUUAUACUUAUGAACGCGUUAAAAAAUAUGUGUUCCUUAAAUGUAAUGUUGAUACCGUGUGCAAGCGAUGCCGUGGCCAUUUUCAUGUGUGCUCCAGUUUCGUAAUCAUUAUCAACUCCAUAUUUGAAUUCAACAAGUAAUGCAGUGGCGUGUUUCGUUUAUUCACGAAUUUUUGUGCCGCUUCGCGAGGUGCCAGUUCAUUGACAAUGCAUUCAUUUUCACAUUUUCAUUCCGACUGUGCAGCCGCGAGAAAAAUCAUUGCAAGGAAUAAACGUAAUUUCUCAAAAUAUGUACGUCUGUGAAAAAUCUGUUUAUCGCAUUCCACGUAGGUCGGAUUUUAUGUGAAUACUAUAAUCGUGAUAUAACAAAUGCGAAGUGGAACGAAAAUCGUUUAAAAAUGACUCCGAAAGUGAUCCUAGUGACAAAAAUAGUACUUGAGACAAUAUGCCACCGGAUAGACCAGAUGCAUCAGGUGCAGAAACUGAAAUAGGACUGAGUAGUACUCAGGUUCUGAAUUUUGGAGAAACAGUAUACAAAAUGAAAGAAAAAGAAAACACAAAUGCUUUGGUUGAAACAAAUUCAACAGAUGAACUCUCUAUGUCUGAAAAGUCCGUAGAGAAAAAUAGUCAGUCGGACGAUGAUCUAACUUCUUUGAGUUGGCUCCAUCAACAGAAUUUAUUAAAGGGCUUGGAUAUUUCGAAUCCUACUAAAGAUACCAAAAAUGAGAAUGUUUUAAACAAUAAUGUUUGUGAUGAUACAGCAGAUUUUUCUGAAAAUACAAAUUCUGUUUCAAGUUUAGAUGAUGGUUACUGUCCAGCAGAUAAUAAUGGCAGGAUAAAUAACUCAACAUCUCAUGGUAAUAGUCAAAGCUAUCAGCAUUCAAAUAAAAAUGGUCAAAAGUCAAUCUUUCAGGAGUCGGUAAAAAAUCAUUAUAAUAGUUCACAAAAUAAUCAAACAAAGAUUUCUUUGAACAACAAUAAUCUGCCAGUUUCGAAUCGCAACAAACACCCUACUCAUAUACCAUAUGAUCCUCAUUUGCACAGAAACAGUAAACCACCAUAUUCAUUUUCUUGUUUAAUUUUCAUGGCUAUCGAAGAUAGCCCUGUAAAAGCUCUACCAGUCAAGGAAGUAUAUGCGUGGAUUUUGGAUCACUUUCCAUAUUUUAGGAAUGCUCCAACUGGAUGGAAAAAUUCUGUUAGACAUAAUUUGAGCCUAAAUAAGUGUUUCCGCAAAGUAGAGAAAGCACCGAAUUUAGGCAAAGGUUCAUUAUGGAUGGUAGAUGCUCAGUAUCGUCCAAAUCUGAUACAAGCAUUAUCUCGUGCUCCUUUCCCUCCUCCUACGGCUCAAACACUCUCUUCGUCAGAAAAGCCUCAAAAAAAGAAUACAAGUACACGCCUUCCAGAUCCUAUUCUCUUUCCAUAUCUUUCCAAAAGACUGGCAUCAAGUAACAUUACCGAUAACACAGACACUGAAGUAGAUAGCGAUGUAGAUGCAGCAGCUGCUGCAAUGCUUUCUUUCAAACAUGGACCUAUUAUUUUAAAUCACAAUAAAGGUAUUGAAGAUCGUAAAAGAAAAGUACCGGAAUCGGAAGUGUUGGUUCCCGUAAUCACCAGGAGCUCCAGUGAAGAUCAUACUUAUAGUUGUAUUACCUCAGUAAGACAAGAAAGCAAAUAUUCGAGGAAAGAAACGAAUCCCGAUUUUGAUGAGCAGAGGAAAUUAGUAGAAGGGGUAGACGCGCUUCUGAACUUAGCAGGUGUUACUGCACCACUUAAUCACAAUAGGACACAUCAUGUACAAGGUAGUAAUUCAACGCCAAAGUCUGAGGGUACAUCAAAGUUGAAAAAACGUUCAGCUCCGAACGAUUACUCGAAUCCACCCGAGAAAAGGCGUAAACAUUGGCCGAAAUGGAGUGAAGGGAAGCGGUAUUUAAAACAAAUUAUAUAAACAUUUUGAUUGUGUGUAUAUACAGCAUUGAAAACUUUUAAUUUUGUUUCCACAUCGAACGGGAAAUCUGUUUUAAAAUCGUGUCUUUAAUAUGAGUUUCGAGACAACGGACUUAACUUUACAUCAUUGACAAUGAAUCAAUUGUCUUUCGAAUACGACUAACGUCAGUAAAGAUUUGCAUCGAAGUUAUUGCCAUUUUUAGGCAAGUAAAGGGGGAUUAAAGUGAAAGAGACGCGAUGUUAUUGUAACGCGUACGAAAGAAAGAAAGAAAGAAAGAAAUAAUGUGUGUCAGGUGCAUUUCUAUUGAAAGAAACAAAGGAAAGCGAGGUAAGCAAAAAUUGGCGGACGCUCAGGGUUUAGAACUCGCUAUAUGCCAAAAUGAAUUCAGUAGCAUUAAGCAACAAGCAAUAAUAGGGAGAUAAUGUUAAAAAUUAACUUUCUCAACAUGUUAUUUAAAACAUGAUACAACUAAACAGUUUAUGGAAUGUCAAUGAAGAAAACUAUCGUCUACUAAAACUAAAAUAACGAUAAACUUUUUAGACCUGUUGUGACAAUUAUACAUAUUAAUUAAUAGAGAGUUUAAUUAAUGAUAAUAGAGUUCUAUAUUAGGUUUUUUUGUAGAUAUGUAUAGAAAUAUAAUUGAUAUCUAUUCGAUAGAGAAAUUGAUAAUAUAUUUAAAAAGAAGAUUAUAUAUAUAUAUAUACACACGUACACAUACAUAUUAUUCAUGUUCACACACGUGCUCAUUUGUUUACAUUCGGAAUACAUCUGGUCAUUGUACGCAGCUGUAUGUGUAAAACGUGUGCCGGGAAAAAGGAAAAGAAGAAAAAAAAACUAUCAAUAACAAAAAUUCGAAAUCGAAAUACACCAAAAUAUGGAUUUGAAAUGAGGAAAAUAAUUAUCAUUUCAUGCCUUUUUCUACUCUCUUCGUGGCUUUUGAAAUGAUUUUCAACAAUGCUGUACAUAUGUAGAUCCUAUAAUGUAUGCAUAGACCAGUUUCAAAAUUUUCUUAAAGGAUAUGUAUAUCAGUAACGAAUUGAUAACAUUGAUUGGAACGUAAUAUGUAUAAAAUAAGAGGUCAACAUAUUUUUAUAUAAAAAAGAUAUUUAAAAAAAAAAAAAAAAAAAAAUGAAUAUUAUCUAUAAUAUUAAGAACCUUGUGAAUACCUGAUAAAUAAUGAUAUAUAUAUACAGUGCGUGCGCCUAAGCGCGUGCAUAUGUGUGUGUGUGUGUGGUAAAAUAAUGAUGAAAAACUGGUCUUGUAUACAUUAAUAUAUAGUUCUAUAUAGAGAGAACGUAUAUUUUUACAGGGCACUGCCCGCGUGAUAAAAGCUCUUCCUAAUAAUUGCUAAAAAAAAAAAACACAGUUCAUUAGCUUAAAUCAUUUUACUAAUUGUAUUUUGCGUGACACUACAAACACAGCAUGGUAGCGCAGCCUGAACAAUCCAUGUGUUUAAGAUCACAUGCCAUAUAAUGUAAAAUCCUUGUUAAACGAAUAACUGCAUAAUCUUAUCACUUAUCUCAAUAGUUGAAAGUACUCACUGGAAGAAAUGCUUGGUUACCAAUUUAAAAUGGCAAAAUUUUAAAUCGGAGAUAUUUCUAGUCUUAUGACUAUAUAUAUGUAUAUACACAGAUAUAUAUAUAUGUAAACAUAAAAACCUAUGAAUUAUUAGGUUGAUGAUAAAUGAUAUUUAAGCGUCACAGUUGCAAAAUAAGAAUAAAUUAUUACUUGUAAUAUAUGUUUACUGCUGGUUCAGAUAUAUUCAGACAUAAAACUCAUAACUACUGCUUUUAAAAAGAAACAAAAAAAAAAAAA